Molecule: messenger RNA, 2219 nt
Organism: Myxozyma melibiosi
Lineage: Eukaryota; Fungi; Ascomycota; Lipomycetes; Lipomycetales; Lipomycetaceae
Product: calponin homology domain-containing protein
Exons: 3
Coding region: 244-2097 (617 amino acids)
Biological process (GO): actin cytoskeleton organization; actin filament bundle assembly
Cellular component (GO): cell junction; cell projection; actin filament bundle
Molecular function (GO): calcium ion binding; actin lateral binding
Source: RefSeq, a predicted model, not a curated record
GCAGACGCAGACUUUGUACGCGUCGAACCUUCUUUGCUUGUUUACCUUUGGCCGACAUCUACUGCUGCCUGUUCUGCCCUGGACUGUUCUUGUUCACGGCUUGUUGUAUUGUUGUAUUAGUAGCAGACACCUGCAACUUACUGUUGUCUGCAGCAGACUAGGCUACUGCUUGGCUAACUCACCCAGUCUGAUCUACUUCUACCCCUGCUGCACUCACAUCUGCACAGCUAGCAAGAACCAAACAUGCCCCCUCCCACCCCAGCCUGGGUCGCGACCCAGAACAAAGCCUUCCUGCGCUGGACAAACUCCCAUCUCGAGUCGCACUCUCUCCCCCCCGUGCUCUCUCUCGAGCACGACCUCUGCGACGGUGUCAAGCUCAUCCAGCUCCUCGAAAUCAUGGGCAACGAAAGUCUCGGCCGCUACGCCACGCGCCCCAAACUGCGCGUCCAGAAAGCCGAGAACGUGAUCAUCGCGCUCGAGUACAUCAAACGGCGGGGGAUUCAGCUUUAUAAUAUCGGAGCUGAGGAUAUCGUCGACGGGAACAUCAAGCUUAUUCUUGGACUGCUCUGGACACUUAUCCUCAACUUUUCCAUCUCGGAAAUCAAUGCCGAGGGACAUACCGCAAAAGAAGGUCUUCUACUAUGGUGCCAGCGUAAAACAGCAAUGUACCAGGACGUCGAGAUCAAUGAUUUCUCCUCAAGCUGGAACACCGGCCUCGCAUUCUGCGCCCUACUCGACCGCUACCGACCAGACCUAAUCGACUUCGGCAAACUCGACAAAAAAGACACAAAAGCUAACAUCGAACUCGCCCUCCGCCUCGCGUCCGAACAAGUCGGCAUCCCGCAACUCCUCGACGUCGAAGACGUACUGAUCCCCAAACCCGACGAGCGCUCGGUCAUGACCUACGUCGCGCACUGGUUCCACGCGUUUUCCGAGCUCGACAAGAUCGAGACCGCCGGCCGCCGCGUCGAGAAGUUCGUCGAAGUCAUGUCGUCGAGCAUCGACCUGCAGCACUCGUACGAGCAGCGCAUUCGCUCGCUUCUCGACACGAUCGCGGCGCAGGUGCGCGCGUGGGAGAGCGCGAGGUUUGAGGGAACGUACGCCGACGCGAAGAUGCAGAACGUGGAGUUUUUGACGUAUAAAAAGUGCACGAAGCGGUCGUGGAUCGCGGAAAAGACAGAAGUGACGUCGAUGCUGGGAAACAUCAAGACCAAGCUCGCGACGUACGGUCUCAGGGAUUAUAGUCCGCCGAAGGGCUUGAGACUUUCUGACCUCGACGCGGCGUGGAAGUUGCUGCUGAAAGCGGAAGCGGUGCGGUCGAAGAAGAUCAACGAGGCCAUCAGGGACAUCAAGGAGAGCCUACGGAAGCAAUUCGCGGAAACGGCAAACUCAAUCUCAGAGAAACUCGAGGCGGUCUCGGUCGAGCUUAUCGAGCUCGACGGCGAGCUCGAGGCGCAGCAGGCGCUGGCGCGGCAGAUCGAGGCCAAGCUGAAGCCCGCGGAGGAAAUGCUGCGGUCGCUCAAGACUCUGACCGACAGUCUCGAAGAAGCCAAGGUCGAGGAGAACGACUACACGGUGUACUCGUACGACGAGCUCGAGUACGAGCUGCAGCUUGCGCGGGAGGCGAUCAACAAGAAGCUCGCGUUUAUCGACAACCAGAUCGUAGCGCGGAGCAUGACGAACCUGACGCCGAUCCAGCUCGAGGAGUUUGAGUCUGUGUUUCGGUACUUUGACAAGCGUCAGCAAAACAUGCUCGAGCAAGUUGAAUUCGCGGCCGCGCUCGCGAGCCUGGGGCUCGUGUACUCUGAAGACGAGAUGCACGAUCUCUAUGACCAGGUGUGCGACUCGGACCCCGCGGUUUCGUUUGAGAAGUUUAUCAGGUUCAUGGUCGACGUUACCGAGGACCAGAACACAGCCGAGCAGGUGCUGCAGUCGUUCAUGGACGUGGCCGAGGGCAAGCCGUAUAUCACCGAGUUUGACCUGCGGAAUUCGUUGAUUCCGGACCCGAUGAUUGAGCAGUUGGAGGAGAUCAUGCCCAAGGCCGAGGGGGGCGAGGGCUUGGAUUAUGUUUUGUUUAUGGAAAAAUUGUGUCUCUAGCGCUGUAGACUGAGCUUAGAGUAGAGCUUAGCUUUUGAUUUCAUUUGGUCAUUUUUGUCAUUCAUUGGAUAUUGGGAACUGUAUAUACAAUACUACAAUAAAUAUAGCAUCAACUUUGGAAU